Lepisosteus oculatus (spotted gar) is the source of this 1035-nucleotide messenger RNA. Lineage: Eukaryota; Metazoa; Chordata; Actinopteri; Semionotiformes; Lepisosteidae. The record is from RefSeq and is a predicted model, not a curated record.
AUGGAAGUAAAUGAAAUGGGAGCACAUGAAAUAGUGGAGUAUUGUUUUUCAUCUGACAAUGCAUCUUGCCUAAAAGAAACUCGAUCCACAGCUGUUUAUGUCAUCUUAUAUAUUUUCUUUAUAUCUGUGGCAAUACUGACAGUGUGUGGAAACCUGAUGGUGAUCAUUUCUAUCUCUCACUUCAAGCAGCUCCACACACCAACUAACUUCCUCCUGCUCUCUCUGGCUGUGGCAGACUUUCUGAGCGGGCUGAUUGUGAUGCCUUUCUUGAUGAUAAUGUAUAUAGAAACUUGUUGGUAUUUUGGAGUGACGUUCUGUUAUAUUUUUACCUCAGUUUUUGCUAUUCUUUCUGUUACUUCUCUUAUUAAUGUUGUCUUCAUAAGUAUCGAUCGCUAUUUUGCUGUGUGCGAUCCUUUACAAUAUUCCAAUAAAAUAACAGUUAAUGUUAUAAGCUUAUGUAUAAUACUUAGCUGGUCAUUCGCCAUACUUUAUUCAUUGAUGAUCGUUGCGUGCAAUAUUAAUUUUAAAAGCACUGAAGGCAUAAAUACCUGCCUUGGAGAAUGUUUGAUUGAAAUGAGUGCUUCCUGGGUGAUACUUGAUAUUUUCAUUUCUUUCAUUUUACCUUGCUCUAUUAUGAUAUUUCUUUAUAUAAAAAUAUUUAUUGUUGCCAAAAGGCAUGCACAAGUGAUCACUUCUGUUACUGAACAGCUGACUUAUAGAGAUGAAAAAAACAAUAACAUUUCCAAAAGGUCUGAAAGAAAAGCAGCCAGAACAUUAGGGAUUGUAAUGGCUGUAUUCCUCCUGUGCUGGAUGCCAUAUUAUAUAGCCAAUAUUGUUGUGGGAAACUUAAGUUUUUCUUCUUCACCAGCAGUUAUUAAUUAUCUGAUUGUUCUAGCAUAUUUGAACUGUACCCUGAAUCCAAUUAUCUAUGCCUUGUUUUAUCCCUGGUUUCAGAAGUCAGUGAGAGAAAUAUUUACAUUUAGGAUAUGUGAUCCAGCAUCCACUCUGAUUAAUCUGUUUCCAGAAAACCAUUAA